CACCCCUAAUCGCUAAGCCGCAGCAACACAAAGCUUCAGUUCAAUCGAGAAUGAUUGUCACCCUUCUCACUACGAUUGCCAGCCUGGCGGCUAUCGGCCAUGCCACGCCCCAGAAACGCGCGACAGACGCUUCGGCGUAUGCCUCCAACUCGGCCGGCACCUACAAACUCACCUCCAUCACAGCCCCGGUUCAAGGAAGUGGCAGCCCUGGGUCUGAGUCGACCUGGAAGCUCACCAUUGACGAUACCUCGUCGGGCCAUAAGCAGACAAUCACCGGCUUCGGAGCUGCCGUCACCGACGCGACCGUCACAUCUUUCAACACGCUCUCAGACGCGACGCUUCAGCAGCUCCUCAACGAACUGAUGACCAGCGAUGGCGCCCAAUUUUCCCUCAUGCGCCACACAAUCGGCGCCUCCGAUCUGUCAGGUGACCCAGUCUACACCUACGACGACAACGGGAACGAGGCCGACCCGACCCUCUCUGGGUUCAACCUCGGGGAUCGCGGCACCGCAAUGGCCGAGAUGCUCGCCACGAUGAAGUCACUACAGCCAGACCUCACCGUGCUCGGAUCCUCAUGGAGCCCCCCCGGCUGGAUGAAGCUCAACGGUGUGAUCGACGGAAACACCACCGACAACAACCUCAACGACGGCUACCUCACCAGCGGCGGCACGGGAAGCACGGGCUACUCCAGCGCAUUCGCCCAGUACUUUGUCAAGUACAUCCAGGCGUAUGAGGCCCUCGGCGCGACCGUCGACGCAAUCACCAUCCAGAACGAGCCGCUGAACAGCCAGUCCGGGUACCCGACUAUGUACGUCUUCGACUACGAAUCCGCACAGUUGAUUCAGGACUACGUCGGCCCUGCUCUCGCGGACGCAGGCCUGUCUACAAAGAUCUGGGCCUACGACCAUAACACAGACGUCCCCAGCUACCCCCAAACGGUCCUAAGCACCGCAAGCGAAUACGUCUCCACAGUAGCCUGGCACUGCUACGCCACCGACGUCGACUGGAGAGUCCUCAGCGACUUCCAGAGCGCCAACCCAUCCGCAACGCAAUACAUGACAGAAUGCUGGACGCCCGCAUCAGGGACAUGGCACCAAGCAGCCGACUUCACCAUGGGGCCACUACAAAACUACGCGUCAGGGGCAAUCGCAUGGACCCUAGGCACCGACACCUCGGACGGGCCACACCUAUCCAGCGGGGGCUGCGAUACCUGCCAAGGUCUAGUCACCGUCACCGACACCGACGAGGGAUACACCCUCAACACAGCAUACUACAUGAUGGCGCAGUUCAGCAAGUUCAUGCCCCCCGGCGCGAUCGUGUUGAACGGAACAGGCAGCUAUACGUAUUCCGGGGGCGGGGGGCUGCAGUCUGUUGCGUCGGUGAAUCCGGAUGGCACGCGCACGGUCGUCAUUGAGAAUUUGUUUGGGAAUGAGGUCUACGUUCAGGUUGAGAUGGGGAGUGGGGAGGUCUGGAGUGGCAGUGUCCCCGAGGAGUCGGUGACGACGUGGGUUUUGCCGGCUUCUGCGUAG
Aspergillus heteromorphus CBS 117.55 is the source of this 1529-nucleotide messenger RNA. RefSeq names its product glycoside hydrolase family 30 protein. The coding region runs from base 51 to 1529 and encodes 492 amino acids. Lineage: Eukaryota; Fungi; Ascomycota; Eurotiomycetes; Eurotiales; Aspergillaceae. Gene Ontology annotation, biological process: glucosylceramide catabolic process. The transcript is spliced from 2 exons. Gene Ontology annotation, molecular function: glucosylceramidase activity. The record is from RefSeq and is a predicted model, not a curated record.